CCAGGAGCGCGCAGCGCCGCGUCCCCAGCUGCGGCGGCGGCUAUGGCGGCGGCGGCGGCCUCGCAGCGAGACCCGGGCGAUUGGCAGGACUUCUCGGGAUUCCAGCCCUCCGCGGGGAGCGGCCCCGAGGCCGCCCGCGAAAAGAGCGGCUGGGGCGGCGGGGAUCUAGGGGCGAAGCUGUCCCUCUGCUUCGAGCCCCCGCAGGCCCGGGCUGGCGGCGGCGAGAGCCGUGUUCCGCUGCGGCCGCUCACGGAGCAGAGCGCGCUGCAGGACGACGAGAUUUGGAAUGCUUUGACUGAUAAUUAUGGUAAUGUGAUGGCAGUUGACUGGAAAUCUUCCCACACCAGAGCUUUGCACUUGCCAACACUGAAUCUUUCAGAAAAAGGGGUAAAUGACAACUUGAACCUCGACCUGUCAGAUGAUGAAGAGCUGAGAGAACAGUUGGAUAUGCAUUCUAUCAUUGUUUCCUGCAUCAAUGAAGAACCACUCUUCACAGCAGAGCAGGUGAUUGAAGAAAUAGAGGAAAUGAUGCAGGAAUCGCCUGAUCCAGAAGAUGAUGAAACUCCCACCCAGUCAGAUCGGCUCUCUAUACUUUCCCAGGAAAUUCAGACUCUCAAGAGAUCCAGUACAAACAACAGCUAUGAAGAGAGAGUAAAAAGAUUGUCUGUUACUGAAUUAAAUGAACUGCUAGAAGAAAUUGAGACUGCUAUUAAGGAUUAUUCUGAAGAACUGGUACAGCAGUUGGCUCUACGAGAUGAGUUGGAGUUUGAGAAGGAAGUGAAAAACAGCUUCAUUUCUGUCCUCAUCGAAGUACAAAACAAACAGCGAGAACACAAAGAAACAGCGAAGAAGAAAAAGAAGCUGAAAAAUGGUAGUCCUCAGAAUGGCAAACAAGAAAGAGGUCAUAUGCCUGGAACACGCUUCAGCAUGGAAGGGAUCUCAAAUGUCAUACAGAAUGGCUUCCGCCACACGUUUGGAAACUCGAGUGGAGAGAAACAGUACUUAACAACCGUCAUUCCUUAUGAGAAGAAAAAUGGACCCCCAUCUGUUGAAGAUCUUCAAACAUUAACCAAAAUUCUUCAUGCCAUGAAAGAGGAUAGCGAGAAAGUGCCAAGCUUGUUAACAGACUAUAUUUUAAAGGCAUUGGUUUGAAAGCUGGAUUGCUCUGAGUUCUGUGUCCUACAUGAAGAGGGCUGCCUUUCAGAAUUAGCCAUGCUCCUUUCUGUGAUGAGAAGCUUUCCUUGGAUAUAACUCAUAUUAUUUUUUCAUUUGGCUCUAUACCUAAAGCAGUAUUCAUUUACCUCCUCUGUGUGUGUGGAUUUUCUGAUUAUACAGUAAGUCAACUGGGCAUGACAACUCAUCCAGUUUAACUUAAUAGUGCAAUGAACUGGAGCAGGGAACAAACACUGUACAGUUUUACUUGCAUUGUUCUGACUUUUUAAAGUCUAUUUUUACAUUGUAUAGCAUGUAGUAAAUCCUCCUGCACAUUUUGUUGUUGGAAGGAAAAGUAAACUUUGAAUAGUGUAAAUAAAAUAGGCCUCAUUUUAAGGAAUCAGUAUUUAAAAGCAUCCUUAGUUCCUAAACAAAGUUUAAAAAACAAUCUUAGUCAGACUUGGAAUUUAAGAUUCAAGUGAGUUCUCCAGGACACUCCAGGAAGGUGAUUCUGAAAGUCAGAAAUCAACACUGCUUUGUAAAUGGUAGCCUUGAACUAUACAAGAUUUGUUCAUAGAUGAACAAAUCCAGAUUUCCUGGUUUGACAUAAGUAAUUGCGUGUUACUUGUUCUUGGUAUUAACACAAACAUCUGACUUAUGUAGUAUUUCAUGUUUGGUUUUAUUUUAGUUAUUAAUGUUCAUGUGGCUUAGAUAUUCUCCCGUAUUGCUGCUAUAAUUUUACUGGUUUUAAAAAGUGUUUGAUCUUAAUGAAAAUGCUUCGAUAUAUAAACAUUUUAAAAGGCAGUAUCUUUUUAAAAAUACAUGUACAGUUUGAAAAACUUGCACCUGACUUCCAAGCUAGUAUUAUAUUGAGAUGUUUGGUUUUGCGUAUCUCUGGAUUUUACUACAAAUCUCUCUUGUAAAUUGUAUGCACUGUCUCCUCUGUGAUGAUGGACCUGCAUUGAAACAGAUGAGAAUGUAUUUUACAAAUCCUGUAAAAGAAACGUACCCCAUAAUCUCAACUUUAAAUACUUGUCACAAGUAAUUUUGCCAGUCUAAAAGAUGAGAUUUAAAUGUAAGGAGUACUAAUUUAAAAAAACAAACAAAAAAAACCCCAACCACUUUUUUCUAGUUUGAGUUCCUAUUGUUUCUUCAUCCAGAUACAUAUACUGAAUAUCUGAAGGCAUUGGAAUAUAAGGUUCUAAAGAGACAAACGUGUUUUCUUCAGUUUUUUCCAUCUAAAGUCUUCAGGGGUUCUGUUAAAGAAUACCUGAAUACCUUGCGUCAUCCUUCAUGUUCAGCUUUAUCGUCAUCACCAAAUACGAUUUUGAUCAGUAAAACAACAUGGUUUGAAAAUAGUUCUCAUAGUGCAUUUUUUUUUGUUCUAAAGGCCUCAAUAUUUUUGUCUUUAGUGCCUUUUUCAGCUUAAAAUUCUUUUUCUCCUCCCUCUCCCCCACUUGACCACCAAUGGAUACUUGCCAGCCUGCUCAGGAAUAAAUAGAUCCUCUCCCUAAGUGUGUCAUAUAUGAAGAAGUUUUUUUGUUGCUUUAUUUUAAUUCAUUUGUGGUUUCUCUAAAAAGAAGGCUGCCAUUUAUUUCUGUAGCUGGUGUGUUAUACAUUCAUUAUGGCAUGCUUUUUGUAUAGAAAUUCUUGAUGUUGACUGUUGAUACCUGGAAAUAGGCAAAGGGGAUGACCCUGCUUUAUUUUAAAAAAGGUGCAUAUGUGAAACCCACCAUGUCUCUGUGUGAGAUUAUUCAGAGGUGCUUCAAUCUCCUGAUGAGGCUUGAAGUGACAAGAUGGAACAAAAUAAACAACAAUUAAGAGAAGAAAAAAAAAAAAAGGACAACAACAGAAAAACUUCUGUCAAAGUUUGUGUUACUUGUAACAAAUCUUGUAUGACAUAAAGUCACAAACUACUAAAAGUAAUGAAACUGGAAAUAAAGACCAGAAACAGCUUUAGUGAGCUAAGCAUCUGCUUGGGAAUUUCAUGCCUCUCAUCAGACUAAACAAGAUUUCAGUAUGAAAAGUACCUGUUUACCUUGUAUGCAUAAACAACAGCUGCCAAAUGUGGCAAGUAUUAUAUGUAUACCUAUAUAUGUACAUUUAAAAAAACAGAUCUCAAAACAUUUGAAUAAAAAGAACCAUGCAAAUCUG
Corvus hawaiiensis (hawaiian crow) is the source of this 3306-nucleotide messenger RNA. RefSeq names its product fasciculation and elongation protein zeta 2 (gene FEZ2). The transcript is spliced from 10 exons. Lineage: Eukaryota; Metazoa; Chordata; Aves; Passeriformes; Corvidae. Gene Ontology annotation, cellular component: axon; cytoplasm. The coding region runs from base 43 to 1152 and encodes 369 amino acids. The record is from RefSeq and is a predicted model, not a curated record.